AUGUUGAUGUCCUCGGAAAUUAAAAUAUGCCGUCAAAAACGAUGCAAGUACGCGCCGCGAAAGCCGAUAACAAAACGAAAAAAGAAGCACUCAUUUCUUACACUGCCAUUGUAAUUUAUUGCUUCUUUUACAUAUAAUAUUUGGAUUACAUAAAAUUUCUGGCUUAUGGUAAUCUUAUAUAGCUAUAUUACUACAACAAUAUAUAUUAUAAUAUAUGUGCAUGGUAUAUGCAUGCAAUUUUUGUACUACGCUGAACUUGGUAUGUACUGUGAUGGAAGUUGGUGGAUUUCGAAAUAAACUGUUUUUCCGUGAACGCCGCAGGGGUUUUGUUUAGACUCGCAAAGGCUGUGCAAAUUUUAAACCCCAACGAAUUUCCAGUUUUCCUCUUAUUUUCCAUAUUAUUUUCGUUACGUGUAGACGGAUAUUGGAGUGUAUUAUUGGAUAUUGGAGACUGAGGACAGAGUUAACAGGUAAGCUCUUAUAUGCAUUAAAAUCUAUGUAGAUAUAAUGCGCAAAGAAGCAUGAAAUUAUUUGGGCAUAAAGCUCGCUCUUUACAGGGAUAUAAUACCUCAUUGUCAACAUAGGAGUCACAGACAGGCUUUUUCCAAAUUAUGAGUCCGUGAUACGAAAAAGGUCACAAUUCAUUUUGCAAAAAUGUUAUCUUGUGCCUUACAGAAGUGAUGUUCAGAAAUCCUUUGCUACAGCCGGGUACCCAAAAUUGGCCAAGGAGAAUUUUUUUUUUCGUUAUUCCUUUGCAAGUACUGCAUGAAAAAAUAUAAAAAUUUACUGUACAAAUUUUACUCUCUUCUAGGCGCAAAAAUCUAUAGACCUUUCGCCAGCUUUAGCCAAUUUUUUACGAUAGAUCCAUCUCUUUCUAUGUAUAAUUUUUAGACCCAAUCAUGGCAUUCGACGCGAUGGACAAGACAAACUUUGUGGUUUGCGGUAAAUUGCAUCUGAAACCCGCAGCCCGAAUCGUUUCUCUCUGCUUAUUAUGUUUCGUAUUCGUCGAUAUUGUCUUCUCCUUUGGUCGUAAUACCGCAGCCAUGUUCUACUCCUGGAUGACUGCCUGCUUUUCCAUCGGAAUUUACGGAGCGCUUGUUUAUGCAGUGUUUAAGGAGAAGAGAAUGUUUAUGUUGCCUUAUUUGAUCUUCCAGGUAAAGCUUGGCAUUUAAAAGAGUUAAUGCAAAUUUUAGACAGUAUUCAUUGGAUUCCUGACACUUUUAUUGCUCGUAUUUACUAUUGGAGCAAUGUUUUCGAAUGAGCUGAUGAGGAAGUUGAGCCGGGAUAUAGGAGCAAUCGAUGAAGCGGCAGGCCAAGAGGAACAGGCAAAAGGUGAGAAAAAUAUAUAGUAAAUUAACUGUGAAGGUCACCUAAUUUAUAGUCGUGUUCGAUUAGCGGGUCUGCUCUACACAAGGCAUGUAUCCGUACUUUAAAAAUAUUGCUUUUGCUUUGUAAGUGCGGUCAAGAUUAACGGCUUUUUUAGAGGCCAAAAUAGAGGCCAUAGGAAAACUUUUUGCCCAUAUCAUUGCUGAUUUUUGAUAUCAAGCUUCUUCGUUGCAAAAAAAUUGCCUUUUCAUCAAAAACUACGUUCUAAUUUAAAAAAAAUACACCCCAAAAAAGAUGCUGUUCCACCUAGCUUUGCCAAGUUUUGAGCAAAACACAUUUGGCCCAUUUUACUUUUAAUUUACCCAGUAUCUGAGCCCCUAACCUUAAUCUUUCAGAAUACCGAGCAUUUGUCAUCUUCUUUUUUGUUUUCCUCACCUUAUUCCUGUCAUGCCAAGCCUACUUCCUCAGCAUCAUUUAUCGGUUCUUCAUCUUCCUCCGAGAGCGGGAAACGAGCUUCAACUUCAACGUGGAUAAUGACUUCCAGCUUUCGGAGUGA
Molecule: messenger RNA, 1882 nt
Organism: Bursaphelenchus xylophilus (pine wood nematode)
Lineage: Eukaryota; Metazoa; Nematoda; Chromadorea; Rhabditida; Aphelenchoididae
Source: the annotation of a GenBank genome assembly